AUGGGGGAGGCAGAGGAGGUGUGGAGGAAGGAGACGGUCCCUCGCGUUAUGGUGAUAGUGAGCAUGAGUCUGCGUCAGAGGGAUGUCUUCUCCCUGCUGCUGGUGAGCCCCUGGUGCUACCGUUCGCUCCUGGCUCAGUCCACACUCUGGAAGGUAUCCCCCGCCCUCUGACGCCUGCCGCUCCCGUCUCGUUCCCAUUUUAAUUCGUUCUUGCUGUCGGUGCGUCCCUCUGGGAGAACCUUGAGAGUACUGGAUUGCAUAUUCAGCUUUUCGUUGCGAACGAUUUUUUCUCCAGCUCCAACGCGACGUUUUCGUGCAUUUUAAUCUGGAUCGUCAGCAGUGCUAAAUUCUGUCUAUUCCAACUGUGUCUUGUUGAAGCUUUACAUAUUCGGUGAGUGUUGCAUUCAAAAAUUUACCUGAAACAAGCAAGGAGAGCUUCUUAACGUCGACUUAGAGCUUGUAUGAAGUUUCUCCCACAGAGCCUGGAAGACGAAGCUUGGGGUUCUGCUGAUAUUUUUUUACAAUUAUCUAAGGUAGAAAUAUUCUCCGUGAAUAUAAUCCACCCUAUCAGUUUUACACCACAGUUAAAAUGAUACUACUGGCGCAGUUGACUCUGCCAAGUAGGUCCGAGUAAAUUUAUUGGACCUGCAUGGACUUGAAUUAACUCCGCUCGACGAUGGUCAUGCAUUUGAAAAAGGUCCUCAGUCUGGGGCGGGCCAUAAUUGGUUCAUUCGUUGGAUACUUGUGUUUAGUAAGCAUUGACAAAAAUAAGUAGAUCGUUAUAUCCAGGGUUAUGUUUUUUACUAAAAUUUUUGUCUAAUUUUCUGUGGAUAAUGGCUUGCCAAAAUAUUCAUAGGGAGUAAUUUAUGUUUAUUUUUUUACUUUUUUUAGUCAUGUUUUGCUUCUUAAAUAAUUAGAUGUACAAUUUAUGCCUAGAUAUGGAAUGAUGGUCUCCUGUCCUUCGAUUAAUACAUGUUUAAGUUAGAUUACUUGAUUCCCAGGUCUGUGAAGUGUUUGUUGUUUUUUUCAAGUAGCUUUGAUUAAUUCAUUAUGUGGGCCUUUAUCAUUGAAAAUCCCCGUUGGACAAAAUGGCCUUCUAUCCACCUUAAUCUAGAAAUUCCCUUUUUUGUUGCAGUUUCAGCUUAUAAGUAUUUCGGUGUGCUUCAUAGCAGUCCACUUUCUGUUCAUGGUCAUGGUUGAAUUCGGGCUUGUAUUUAACUACAUGACCUGAUUUUUGGUGGAAUUUUGUGUAAUUAAAUUUUAGCCCCUGAUCUUUUUUUAAUGAUUUGCCUUUUUAGGCUCUUGAUCUGCGAGAGAUGAACAAAGUUGGGGAGAAGCUUAUCUCGGCACUUUCACUGGUUAAUUCCAUGCAUCUUUCAUGUGAUAUGCUGUCUAGUUUUGUUUUUAUCCCUUUUUUUGUAUUUUUUCCCCUAGGUACUUUUAUCAUGUUUUUCCAUUGCUGCACACGACCAGCCCUGUUCUGCCAGUAAUGUCAUUAUAACACACGUCGGACUUUGUAUGGCAUUCAAUACUCUUUUAUGAAAAAUAGCUUCCAAAUGCCACCCACAAGCUAAAUCGCUUGAUAGUGGCAAUUCUAUGAAGGUCAGAUGCCCCUAUUAUAUAUUGUGCUUCCUAUAUUUUUCAUUUUUAACGACUAGUGUUCUCUUAGGUCGUGUGUUGUCCUGCUGCAUGCAUAUUAUGUCAUCAUUCACACAUCAAUAUUUAAUAAUAGACCGUAUGCCUCCAUGAUUUAAUAAUAUUCUAUUUUCAAAUAUUUUCAUGUGUUUCUAAACUUGAAUAUAUCUCGAUGAUGCAAAAGUUAUGUUGUUUUGCAUGUUUUCAUAAACGUUAGGUAACAUUUGUCCACGGAUCUAAGCGUUCUGUUGAUUUUUUAAGUUAGCUCAGGCCUUGCACUUUUGAAAUGGAAGGUUAUGAGAUCCUGCGACAGUCAAUAUGGAAGAUAGCUCAUGUGGCUUCACAGAAGCUCUAUCCUUAGUAACCUCAGUCAAGUAUUAGACACUAACUUCUCUUGUUAAGUUGUCGUCUGCAGCCAUGGCAGUUCUUAGUCAAAUUUCCAUCUAUUCCCAGGCGCGAUACUGUUCAUUAUUUGUUAACAUUUGGAUUCGUGUGAGUUGUCGAAGUAUUAUUGAUUCCAAAAUAAUGUCCUAUAGAUUCGACGCCCAUCAUCAAAUACAGUUGAUAUUGAAAAAAAUCGGCGUGAAGUCAUCCCGUAUCUUUUUUUGUUUGUGAAGCUCUCCUGAAUGGAAUUGUCUAUCCCAUUUAUAUUUCACUUGAUUUUUCUUCUGGUAGCACAUUAUCUCUAUAUUCAUUUUCACCGAGAUUCAGUGACUGAUAUCAUGCCACACAAAUAUCACCUAGUGAUCCUCCUCUGCCUCUAGCAGAUGCUAUUUCGUGUUGAGAAAUUAUUGUUUAUCGUUGGCAGUUGAGUUGUGUGGGAAUGGUUUGACUUAAGGCUCAACUGUGAGGCGGCAGGCAUGUGCAUGUUGACAUGGAUUCCUUAAAAUUGAGUCAUGACUUCAUGUGUACAUAGUAUGUUACUGUGUAUCAAAUAACUUUGGAAGAUAGAUGACUGUUUAUCUCUCAUACUAGUGUUGCUGUUUAUUGACUUUCAUCAACAGAAGUUCACUUGCUGAUUACUUGGCGAUUAUAUUUUUGAUAAAAAAGUGUGAGUGAAUUAUUUCAUUUCAUUUCAUGUCUCAGAUAUGACUACAAAAUGAGACACGGUUCUGUGCUUAUAGUAGAGUACUACUGUUAUUUGACACUAUGGUAAAUUCGGGUUGCUGAUUUAAGUCAUAUUUAUGUUGUGAAACUUCUGCUGACUAGUGUAAAUUUUGAAAUCUUGUCCUUACCCCCUUCUUGCUCCCUCAGUUUUGAAUAAAUUUUGGACUUAUUUUAAUAUAUCAUGCACCUUAUUCGAAGUAGACUUUAUGAUAAUGACUACACUUGAUAUCCUUGAUUUUCUUAUCCAUUUUUUAGCUAGUAUUUCUAUGCAUAAUUUAUUCUUUGACACUUUUAAAAAUAAAAAUUAUAUGAAUAAAUUUAUUUCCUGCUUCUUCUCUUACCAGCCCAGGUACUGUGGUAUUAAGGACAUAAACCUUGAAUUUGCGCAAGAUAUUGGAGAUGGACAUCUUGUUCAUGUCACAACCAAGGUAACGUCUAGAAAAAAGUUCUUCACUGCUCUGCUCUAUUGGAAGGUGACUUAUAUUUUCAUAAAUUAUUUUUGUUUAAGAAACAAUAUUUUUAUAGAUUUUUUUUUAACUUAUUUUAUUGAAUUGUGCAAUAAAGAAAGAUGAGAUAUUUUUGGCUUGUAUUUAUGAUUUCUGUCGCUCGUCUAGUUCAUUUCUAUGAUUGUUGUUGCUUUCCAUACAGUUUCAUAGAUAUGUGUUGUGAGAAUUUUUGAGUGACAUAAUCUCUUGGGGAAAGUUAUCACCUCUUCUCUCUGUGGGUUUUUGCCGUUAAUGCAUCGCAUAGGCCACUGGUAAGCCAAAGCCCAACUUUAAGUCGUGUGCAUAAUUGAAGGAUAGUGACUGGAGUAAGCGAACUACAUAGUAUUACUAAUCUAGAAAUUAUGUGAGAUCAUACAUAUCAAGCGCUGAAAAUUCAAUGGAUUUUAACAAGGUUGACAUCUACUCUCAUCACAUAUUCAGUCAUCCCGCUAGGAAUAAAGUUUCAGUUCUUGAGAUGGGUACAUACUUACCGGGCUUCAAAGGGCUAACUGAGUCACAUAUUAAGAACUAGGACAUUUUUCUUAGAAUCCUCCAAUGAAUUACACUGUGGAAUUGAUAAAUUUUUUAUAUAACCAAACAGCUGAUGAAGAUAUCACCUGGUGCGAGAAAGCACAUGACCACAUCAUGACGCAUUCAAUUUGCAUAUUGGCUGGUGGUAACUUGUGAUAAGGCACGAUUGAGCCUUUUUAUCAUUUGCCUAUGAAUAUAUUAAGGGAAUUUUCACAUUUAAAUACUCUUUUUGUAUCAAUACGCAAAAUCCUAAAGUUCAAUGGAGGACUGACUUCAUGAGCAUUGCAAAUUGCCUUAGUCGUGUAUAAGAUAAUUUCCUGAAGAGCCUCCAAAUGUAGGCAUCUUAUAGCUUAGUCCAGGAGACUGGCAAUAAGUUUGAUUAGUGUGUCCCCUCCACCCCUUUUGGCAUUAUUAAUGGAUUUAACUUUCUUCAUUGCCAGUCUAAUCAUAUUCCAAUCUUAGCCAAUAACUUAAGAGUUACCUGGAAAAUGUUUAUCAUUCUCGCAAAGAUUCCUGACUUUUUCUCUUUGUUUACUGUCAUGGAAAUCAUAUUUUGUAAAACUCAUAUGACAGUUUUCCGGGUCUCUUCAAUGCUUGGAGUAUUUGAACCUGAAUGGUUGCCAGAGGAUAACUGACGCAGGAGUUCAGGCUGUAGCUUAUGCUUGCCCGAAGCUCAAGGCUUUCUCCAUCUACUGGAAUGUCAGGUGCUUUUAUUCUUCUUUGAUGCUGGGCUUUAGGGACACAAUGAUCUUCGUCCUGAGAUGGCAUUCUAUCUUCUCAGGAUUACGGAUACGAGUGUAAAGCACCUGGUUAAGUUCUGCAAAGAUAUAACUACCUUGAACUUGAGUGGCUGUAAGGUGCGCUAUUUGAUUUGUGACAUAGAUUUUCCUCUACUUAUCGAUAGGUUUCAUGUGAUUUUAUCAAACUGGCACAAAAGACAGAUUAUUUACCCAGGUGUCAUGUGAUGUUUUUGAGGUAUUCGUUUUGUUCUCUAAUGAUGCUAUGGGAAAAAUCGAAUGCAGAAUAUUUCAGACCAAAGUUUGUAUCUGAUUGCAGAGAAUUUCAAAGCAUUGGACGAGCUGAAUUUAACUAGGUAUGCAAAGUGUGAAUUCUCGUAUUGGAUGCUGAUAUUUAAAUGAUACACUUGGAUAUGAUCUCGUCUAUCAAAUGAUUGGUAUAUGUAACUACCUUGUCUUGCAUGUUUGCUGUUGAAUUUCGUUUCGUGUGCGCCUUAUAUGAUGCAGAAUUUUAUUUUAUUUUAUUUUAUUUUAUAACAAGAAAAAAUAUGCAUGUUUUAGUUUUGUCCAUAACGUCCGGGUACUCUUCCUUGGUUUGCAAACUCAUCCUUGUAGAGAGAACACAGCCGUUCUUCUGUGUAUUAAACUUCACUUUUCGCUAGUUGAUGCAGUACUCUAAAUGCAAAUUUUACCCACAAGAAAAUUCUAUUCAGGCGACCGAGAUUAAUACCCACAGAUAUAUCUCAAAUAAACUGAAGAAUCGCUGUUCAUGAUUUGGUCUAUCUGACUUGAUGUGCUACAAGAACAUUCAUUAUAUUUUUUACGAUCAAAGUUUAGGUGUACAUCAAACUUUCAUUGUAGAUAGGACCCACAAUCUCUCAUUUUUACGCAGAUAAUUUAGUAAAUUAGUGACGGGUAUGCCUCAGUGAUUUGCCCUUUCAUGUCUAAGUAUAAUAGAACGAAAGUACAGAGAAAGAUCAUGAAGAUUACGUCGAAAACCUGCUGAAUUUACGCAAGGCCUUGUAUACUGAUCCAUUUCCAAGAAAGAAAGCUUUGUUUUUCUCUUCUGUUUGCCGUUGAAACCGGACAUUACCUCUCGACUCAUGAAACCUUCUCUCUUUCCCCCUAGUGUGAUGUUCUCCGUCAACUUUCAACGAUUCGUUUUUCCCAUUUCAUGCACAAAAUUCGUUCUCCCUGGAUGCCCAUUCGGUCAUCAGAGAUCCUGCCAACUCGAGAUCCCAGAGGCAAAAGAGCAAAAAUAACUCAGUGGUGUGACCAAUGCCCGCGCUCGGCAUUCCUCCGUCCGCCAUUCAUUUCAUAUUUCUCCUUGUACUUUGUUACCAGCCCUUAUGGUUUGUGAGAGUCUCUCUUUUCACUUAGAAGCUGAUGGCAUUCAGCUUCCAUCUAUCUGGGAAGGCCAUAGAUAAAAUUCUCAGGCCCCACUUAGAGGAAUCUGAUUUUUCUCACAUCACUAGGCCACUGCAACAUGCCAAUUGUGGCACUAAUCUUCUCAGUGAUGAGCAUAAAGCAAGUAUGAGAUUUUCCGGAUAAAGUGAUAACUGCAACCUGAUCUCAUUUUCUUUCUCAGGUGCAUCAAACUAACUGAUGUGGGUCUUCGCCGGAUACUUGUCAACUGUCUGCAUCUCCGAAGCUUAAACCUGUAUGCCCUUUCAAGGUAUCCAUCCAUUGUUGGUUCUUGUUCCAGUUUCUUUGAACACAGUUGCGUUGUUGAUCUUGGGCAGAGAUAUUUUCUUGCAGUUUCACAGAUAACGCUUACAGAGAACUCUCCUCCUUAAAGCAUCUGAGAUUCUUAGACCUCUGCGGCGCACAGGUGCCCUCUUUGACCACCCUUGAAUCAUCUUGCAAACUAGUCUACUUUCUAGAGCGUUCUGAUGAUAUGUGGAAACGUCAAACCCACCCAGAACCUGACUGAUGGGGGCCUCUCUCACAUAUCGGCAUGCAAGGAUCUGAUCUCUCUGAAUCUGACGUGGUGAGACACAGCUGGUGCAUUAUUUUCUUAAAUGAAUUGUUGCUAUCUUCACAGUGGUUCAUUCUCAGGUGCGUGCUUGUAACUGAUGUGGGGAUGGUGGCCAUUGCUGAAGGCUGCAGGUCUCUUGAACUCCUCAGGUCAACGGAAACCCAUGAACAGACAGUGAAAAUGAUUUCUAAAGAUCAUAUUAAAUGAGAGCAAAGUUUUCAUUAAUGAUAGAAGCAAUUAAAUACCCCAAGUGCAUGACGAUGCUUUCUCCACGGCUGCAGCUUGUUUGGGAUUGUUGGGGUGACCGACAACUGUCUGGAGAACCUGUCUGUCUCCUGCUCAAGAACACUCACAACGCUGGAUGUCAACGGUUGUGUGGGCAUUAAGGUACACCCCUCCCAAUCCUUCCCUUCUUUGAAACUUUUUAUCUCUCUAGACUGCUUAUUCUCUGUCUCUCAGAGGAGGACUCGUGGAGAGCUGCUUCGGCUCUUCCCAAAUCUGCUGUGCCUCAAAGUCCACAGCUGA
Spirodela intermedia is the source of this 6998-nucleotide messenger RNA. Lineage: Eukaryota; Viridiplantae; Streptophyta; Magnoliopsida; Alismatales; Araceae. The record is from the annotation of a GenBank genome assembly.